UGAAGGGAGGAGGACCUGUUUAGGGCAGGACUGAACAGCCUAAUCUCAUGUGCAGAGCAGCUUCCCCAAAGUGGAGGACUGGCCAGAAAACUGAAGUGUCUGAAUUUUCUGAGAAUUGGCGGAAAGAGUUUGAGUUUGUCUAAAACCCUAAUCUUUUCACAUUGUGUGUGUUUGUGUGGUAGGAGGUAUCAUGUAACAUGGAAUGAAGGAGCAAAACAUUUAGUUUGUUACGUGGUAGCACUAAAGCAUGCCUGCUCUUAUGGUCUCCUUUUCCUUUCCCAGCUCUGUAUUCUCUGAUGUGCAGAUCUGAGGAGGACUGAUCAGUCUUUGCAGAUGUCAAUCCAUGGCAUAUUUCUGGAUUUGCAGGAGUCUGAAUUGUUCUCAAUGGAGGAAGACCGAGGAGAACUGAUCAGGUCUUACCUUCUAAAACCAUGACCUGUUUUCAGGAAUUAGUGACAUUCAGGGAUGUGGCUGUAGACUUCUCUUGGCAGGAGUGGGAAUACCUGGAGCCUAUUCAGAGGGACUUUUACAGGGAUGUGAUGGAGAACUACAGAAACUUGGUCGCACUGGCAGGACAUUCCACUUCUAAGCCAGAUGUGGCUGACUUACUGGAGCAAGGAGAAGACCCUUGGAUGACUUUGAGGGAAGGAACACAAAGCCAGUACACAGAUUUGGAUUUACAGUGUGAGGUAAACAGCUAUGUGGAAAUGCCCACUUAUGAAAAAGACGUAUCUCCCACACAACAUCAGAGCAUAUAUAACAGAGAGAAACACUAUGAAUGCAAGAAAUGUCAGAAGAAGUUUGGUGGUGGCUAUCAACUGAUUCCACAUCCCAGGUUUCAUGUUGUUGAAAGACCCUAUGAAUGCAAAGAAUGUGGGAUGAACUUUCGUAGUGGCUAUCAGCUUACUCUACAUCAAAAAUUUCAUGCUGGUGGGACAGCCUACGAAUGUACAGAAUGUGGGAAGAACUUCAAAAGUGGUUAUCAACUUACUGUACAUCAGAGAUUUCAUACUGGCGAGAAAACCUAUGAAUGUAGGGAAUGUGGGAAGGCCUUUAUUUAUGCUUCACACAUUGUUCAGUAUGAGAGAAUUCACACUGGAGGGAAGCCUUAUGAAUGUCAGGAAUGUGGGAAGGCCUUUAGUCAAGGUGGACACCUUCGAAUUCAUCAAAGAAUUCAUACUGGCAAGAAACCCUAUAAAUGUCAGGAAUGUGGGAAGGGUUUUAGUAGGUGCUCAAGCCUUGUAGAACAUGGACAAAUUCACACUGAUGAGAAACUAUACAUAUGUGAGAAAUGUGGGAAGGCCUUUAGAAGGGGUCAUCAAUUUACUAUCCAUCAGACUGUUCAUACGGGUAAAAAACCAUAUGAAUGUAAAGAAUGUGGGAAGGGGUACACCACUGCCUCAUACCUAACUUUACAUCAGAGAAUUCAUAAAGGUGGGAAACCAUAUGAAUGUAAGGAAUGUAGGAAAACUUUUACUUUGUAUAGAAAUCUUACUCAGCAUCAGAGUAUUCAUACUGGGGAGAAAGUUUUUGAAUGUAGGCAGUGUGGAAAGGCCUACACUGCUGGCUCGAAACUUUCCCAACAUCAGAAAACUCACACUGGUGAGGAGCCCUAUGUAGGUAAGGACUGUGGGAAGGCCUUCAGCUUGCACAGGUACCUUAAUCAACAUCAGAAAAUUCACAGUAGUGUGAAGCCCUAUGAGUGUAAGGUAUGUAGGAAAACCUUUACUUUCUGUAGAAAUCUUACUCUACAUCAGAGUAUUCAUACUGAUAAGAAACCUUUUGAAUGUCAGGAAUGUGGGAAGACCUUUAUACGCAGUUCACACUUUACGGCAUAUCAGAGUAUUCACUCUGAUAAAAAACCGUAUAAAUGUCAGGAAUGUGGAAAGGCCUUUAAAAUGUACGGAUACCUUACACAACAUCGGAAGAUACAUACUGGUGGGAAACCCUAUGAGUGUAAGGGAUGUGGGAAGGCCUUUAGUCGUGCUUCAAACCUUGUUCAACAUGAGAGAAUUCAUACUGGCGAAAAACCCUAUGUGUGUAAGAAGUGUGGGAAGGCCUUCAGAUAUGGUUCAGCCCUUAAAGCACAUCAGGGAAUUCAUACAGAUGUGAAACCCUCUAAGCUGGGUGCUUCUGGUGUCGGGGGUCUCAUGAGACUGCAGUUACCUAAAGGACUGACUGCGGCUGGAGGGUCUGCUUUCAAAGAUGGCUUAGUCAUGUGGCUGGAGUUCGCAUUCGAUGGCCCUCGGCGUCACAUUGCUGAUUUAACCGGGCGGACCGCUCACACGCAGGCAGGCCUGAGACCUCAGAAAACAAUAGCUCCGCAGUCCCCUUCUCAGAAUUCGCUGGUGCAGGGUCACCGGACUCUCCUCCUCCUGGCCUUGAGAAACACCUCAGGUACGGCCUUCAGCGCUUCAGAGAUCCGCACCGCGCACGCGCAGCGCAGCGGCCACUCCCAGAAGUCUCCGGGGCGGCCGCUUUGGUCGGGGACUUUUACGACUCGGGACCCAACGUCCUGUAGUCCGCGAGGUGAGUUCUACCUCGAGCUCCUUUUUUUUUGUGUCCGUUGUUGCGAACUGCGCGUGAGUAGCACCCGUCCCAGGAAAAAAGCUGCCUGGGUGGCGGCGGAAACGACUGUGAAGGCGGAGCAGGAGCCUUCGAGGGACGGUCUGGGUUUUCUGGACUCUGCUUUUCUGGUAGAGGAACCCGGAAGUUUGAUCAGCUCUUGCAGGCCUAAAACCAUGGCCCAUGGAUCAUUGACAUUCAGUGACGUGGCCAUAGGCUUCUCUCAGCAGGAGUGGGAAUGUCUUGACCCUGUUCAGAAGACUUUGUACCGGGAUGUAAUGAUGGAGAACUAUGAUAAUUUGGUCUCACUGGCAGGCCAUUCCAUUUCUAAGCCAGAUAUAAUUACCUUACUGGAACAAGGAAAAGAUCCCUGGAUGGUUGUGAUGGAAGAAAAGAGAAAUUGGUGUACAGAUUUGAAAUCAAGAUAUGAAAUAAUCAGCUAUGGAAAAAUGUACAUUUAUACGAAACGUUCAUCUCUUACUCUGCAUCACAGAAUUGAUAAUGGAGAGAAACCGUAUGAAUGUAAGGAAUGUGGGAAGGCCUUUAGUCGUCAUACAGAUCUUAGAGUACAUCAAGUAAUUCAUACUGGUGAGAGACCGUAUGACUGCAGGGAAUGUGGCAAGGCCUUUAGUCGUCUUACAGACCUUAAAGUACAUAAGAGAAUUCAUACUGGUGAGAAACCCUAUGAAUGUGAAGAGUGUGGGAAGGCCUUUAGUCGUACCUCAAAUCUUGCUCAACAUGGAAGAGUUCAUACUGGUGAGAAAUCCUAUGGAUGUAAGGAAUGUGGGAAGGCUUUUAGUGAUGUUGGAACACUUAGAAUACAUCAGAGAAUUCAUACUGGUGAGAAACCCUAUGAAUGUAAGGAGUGUGGGAAGGCCUUCAGCCAAGCCUCAAACCUUAUACAACAUGACAGGAUUCAUACUGGUGAAAAACCCUAUGAGUGUAAAGAUUGUGGGAAGGCCUUUAGUCAUGCUUCACAUCUUGUUAGGCAUGAGAGGAUUCAUACUGGUGAGAAACCCUAUGAAUGUAAAGAGUGUGGGAAGGCUUUUAGGAGUAGCCAUCAACUUACUAUCCACCAUAGAUUUCAUACUGGUGAGAAACCCUAUGAAUGUAAGGAAUGUGGGAAAUCCUUUAGUGUAUAUGGACGACUUACUCGCCAUCAGAGUAUUCACAGUGGUAAGAAACCAUUUGAAUGUAACAAAUGCGGGAAGUCCUUUAGGCUGAGUUCAAGCCUUAAAGUACAUCAGAGUAUUCAUACUGGUGAAAAACCCUUUGAAUGCUGCAAAUGUGGGAAGUCCUUUAGACUUAGUUCAAUGCUUAAGGUACACCACAGAAUUCAUACUGGAGAGAGAUUAUAUGGGAUAUAUGUAUAGUAGACAAUGGAAUGUAACACUUAAGAAAAAAUUUAAAUGAAGAGAGUAUGAGAAGUUUUUACAUGGUUUAGUUCUUUUAAGGCAUCACAUAAUUUACACUGGCAAGAACUCCUUGGAAUCUAAAGUGUUUGAAGUUUUUCGAUUAUGACUCAAGUACUAUUCACCUUCAGAGAAUUUGUAUUGUACUUUAUAUUAGAAAGUCUUUUAUGGCAUUCCUCUUUGUUUUACCACUCACUGGGUGGCCAGGCUCUGUGGCCAAGGUUAUAAGGCAGAUAAGUGCCACUUAAGGAAAAGACUAGUGAAUGAUUUGAAGUCAUUGAGAGCAGAAAAAAAUACAUACCAGGAUUAAGUAGCACAGUGAUUACUUAUAGCAAGAGAGGAGACAGAAUGCACAAGAUGUAUGCCUUGCAGUGUGUUAGCGACCCAUGGCCAGGAGAUCACCUCCACAUCUGACAAGCAUGACUUAGCUGCACACAGCCCACUUUGUUCUGCAGUGGCAGGACACGAACUCCUUCCCCAUAGGGUCUGACAUCCCGAAAACCGGGGGCUUGCCUGUGUGCCACUGACAUCUGUGAUUAAACACAGCAAAGGAGUACACAUUGAGUCUGACACAGAGAUAGCUAUUCAUAUACAAAGCAGCAACCCCAGUAGAGGUUGUGAAGGAUCUUUAUUUUUUAGUAAAGAAGUAUUACAGGCCCAACAGGUCCCAUUCUUUUUUUCCCACCAGCUUUACUGAAGUAUAAUUGACCAGUAAAACUAUAAAUUUAAGGCAUAUAAGUGGUGCUAAAGGGGAAAUUUAUAGCUAUAAAUGUUUAUAUUAAAAAAAGAAAAGUUUCAAACUUUAACAGCCUAAUUUUAUAGUUUAAGGAACUAGAAAAAUAAUAAACAACACAAAGUAGCAGAAGGAAGGAAACAGUAAAGUUUGGAGCAGUGAUAAAUGAAAUGAGAGAAUAGAGUAGCAACAGAGAAAAUCAUGAAACCAAAAGCUGGGUCUUCAAAAAAGGUCAACAGAAUUGGCAAACCUUUAGCUAGAUGAAGUAAGAAAAAAGGGAGGAGAGUCAAAUUACUAAAAUCAAAAGUGAAAGUGGGAGGACAUUAUGAUUGAUUUUAUAGAAAUGGGCAAUGGACUUGAUUAGACAUUUUUCCAAAGAAGAUAGUAUGAAUGAGGAAUAAGCAUAUGAAAACAUACUUAACAUCACCAAUCAUUAAGGAAAUGCAAAUCCAAACUACAAUGAAAUACCACCUCACAUCUAUUAAGAUGGCUACUAUUAAAAAAAAAAAGUAUAGGAAAGGAUGUAGAGAAAUUGGAACCCUUCUGCACUAUUGGUGGGAAUGUAAAAUGGUACGACCAUAGAAAACAGUAUGUAGAUACCUCAAAAGACUAAAUACAGAAUUACAUAUGAUCCAGCAAUUCCACUUCUGGGUAUAUACCUAAAAUAAUUGAGGUCAAGGUCUCUAAGAGCUAGUUCUACACUCAUAUUCAUAGCAAAUGUUGUAAAUUCAUACAAUAGAAUGCUAUUCAGCCUUUAAAAAGAAGGAAAUUCAGCAAUAUGCUGCACAUAAAUGAACCUUGAAGACAUUUUGGUAAAUGGAAUAAACGGUCACAAAAGGCAAAUAUUCCACUUAUGUGAGAUACGUAGAGUAGUCAGAAAUUAUGGAACUUGUCAAGUGGUUGCCAGUGGCUGGGAGGAGGCAAGAAUAGGGAGUUAUUGUUUAAUAGGUAUAGCGUUUUAAUGUUACAGAAUGAAGAGUUAUGGGGUUGAAUGGUGGUGAUGACUACAUACUGCAUCUGUAUAUUGAAUACUACUGAAGGAUAUACUUAAAAAUGGUUCAGAUGGUAAAUUUUAUAUUCUGUGUAUUUUAGAACAAUCCAUGGACUGAAUAGUUUAAGUUUAUUUUCUCAUAGUUCUGGAGACUGGAAAGUAAAGAUAUCAGGUGUGGUUUCUUGAGGCCUCUCUUUGACUUGCAGAUGGCUGCCUUCUCACUGUGUCUGCACAUGGCCUUUUCUCCGUGUGUGUGCAUCUCUGGGGUCUCUGUAAGUCCUAGUCUUGUUAUAGGGACAUUAGUAAGACUGGAUUAGGGUCCACCUAAGUGGCCUCAUUUUAACUUAAUUACCUCUUUAAGUUCCUGUCUCCAAACACAGUCGCAUUCUAAGGAACUGGGGGUUAGGAUUUCAAUAUAUGAAUUUUGGGGAGGCACACUUAAGUUCAGGACUGGUCGGUCUGAUGAAGCAUGGCCGUGUAUUAACGUUAAGUUACCUGGUUUACUGAUGUGAAGAACAUUACAUGUGCCCAAAUUGAUUAUUAUAAAAGAAUCUUAAUGGUGCUAUUCCUGUUACUAUACUAAAAUUCAUGUUUCUCUUGCCUGCUAUUUAUAAUGCUAACACUCCCCCUCCUCAAAAAAAAAUUCAGUAGCUAGGUUUGAAAAUACAUUUAUUUCUUCUUAUUAAAAAUUUUUUAAAAUCAGCAAAUGAGUUUUUAGGAAAGUUGAGGAGAAGAUGUUCCCCUAACUUCAUUAGCAGGAGAGAAAAACAUUUAUGAAUCAUAAAUGCUCAAGGAAUCUGAUCAAUGUCAAAUUGAGAACAUUAACAAGAGGCCAAAUACCCUUAUGUUGUACAAUAAGAUGUGUGUAAAUAUAAUUAUUACUUAUUCUCUGUUCUUUCAUUAUAUACUAUUUCUGUAAAUUUUAUUUGGAGGAUACUGAAAAACCUGAGACUGUUGUAAAGUUUUGUAGAACCAACAAUAAAUCUCUUUUUGAAAUUUUUAUUCAAAA
Camelus dromedarius (Arabian camel) is the source of this 6710-nucleotide messenger RNA. RefSeq names its product zinc finger protein 729. NCBI's taxonomy places the organism in Eukaryota, Metazoa, Chordata, Mammalia, Artiodactyla, Camelidae. The record is from RefSeq and is a predicted model, not a curated record. Gene Ontology annotation, biological process: regulation of DNA-templated transcription.